This is a messenger RNA of Zychaea mexicana, 1947 nucleotides long. RefSeq lists its product as uncharacterized. Lineage: Eukaryota; Fungi; Mucoromycota; Mucoromycetes; Mucorales; Lichtheimiaceae. The coding region runs from base 128 to 1912 and encodes 594 amino acids. The transcript has 3 exons. The record is from RefSeq and is a predicted model, not a curated record.
GGAAUGUUUGCAGAAAGUAGAGCCUGGCUCAUCCCAGCCUUCCCCUAUCCUUUGAAUACGCGCAACUGAUUUAGUAUGUCUGGUGGUGGCAGCGAUUAUAUCGAGGAGAAUAGCCCUGGUAUAGUGUAUGGCCCUUCCAUCCCUUGGGUUGGGUCUCUCCCCUCUUCUGUUGUCUGUCAUGGGACCUUUUUGGUGCUUGCCCGGUGACUAUUACGCAAGUAGAGAAAGAGGGAGGUUUAGCACACUUCUCACGGGCGGGUCAAACUCCUUUCUUCCUUUUCUUCUACUUUUCCUGCUUUCUUUCCGCUCAACAACUUUCUUUUCAUAUAUCAUGGCCGAAACCUGCCCAUCACUGCCUGUGAUACCCCACUCAUUCAAGAAAUCGACUCGUCCACUGCCGCAUAUCUUUCGAUUACCGAACGAAAUCCUCGAGGUCAUCAUCCUCACCACGUCCCGAGUCCAACGAGACGACGACCGCCAAUUUCUUGGAUGGCAAUACCCGGAGCACCAGCACACGCAAGUUAAACGCAUAGCACUCGCCUGCCGUCGUUUCUAUGCGCUCUGUGUGCCUUACUUGUGGCGGGACAAGGAAUUCAUACUACCCAGAGAGGACGACGAGACCAUCACUGCUGGUUCAAAAGUCCAGCUGGCGACCGACAUUCUAUCUCGACAGACUACACAGCACUAUCAUAUCAACAACAGCAGCAGCACGAAUAGUGCAAUGAUGAUACCGAAAAGACACUUUGGGUCAUAUGUACGUUCAUUGUGUCGGGACUUGACAAACGGACCGCAUUACGACAUGAGCAAUUCGAGGUUGAUGGCCCAGCUCGUGUGUAACCUCAGGGCCCUGCGGAUCGAUUUCCACCCAAAAGCCAGGGCCGAGCAAUACGGCCUGACUUUCUUUGUCCAGUCCUGCCCUGCGCUAGAGGAACUCUAUCUCGAAAACUGCCGCGACACUUAUGAUGAUUUCUCAUCGUUACUGCAAUACAACCGGCCACUAAAGUCACUGACGCUGUUAUGCUGCACCAUCAAAGAAAAUACGUUGACGAAACUGGUUGAGCUCAACAAAAAGACCUUGCGCAGACUUAUGUUACAACGCGUUUUGCUCGAGAAGGAGAAUCAAUCGCAACAACAACAGAUCAAAAACAUGACCACAGCCAGCAUCGUGCCCCUAAUACCCAUACCACAUACCGCGUACGACCAUCUCUUCCACCAUCAACAGCUCACACACCUCGCUUUGUCCGAUGCGCUCUGCUACACGAUGCUCAGUCGGAUAGUCACUGGUUCACCCAACCUGUUGAAACUCGCCAUCAUUGUCAAAGAAUCGGAUCCAGUCUUGUCAGCCCGAUGCAUCCUCUUGAUUGCCCAGCUGCGGCGGCUGCGCAUCCUCUCACUCGCUUUUCGAUCCGUCCAUCCACUUUCCACCGACUAUGAGCGCCUGCCGUGCCGCGCACCCUCUCAGGCAUGGUCGUAUUUUGCACAGCACAUGGCGCAUCUGCGCCUCAUCCACGUAUCCGCAUCCCAACUGCUGCUCACGCACGACUUUUUGUCAACGUUGUUUCAUCAAGCGUCCCGGUUAUCCCAAGUGAUGCUGCAUCAUGUUACCCAUGUCAAACCCAUGUCUUUUGAUGAGUGGACAGACCAUAAGAUUUUGGAUGCUUAUCGCAGGGAGCUUGCCAGCGCCCAAAACACCAUGGAUGCGUGGAGACUACAAUCACAUGCAGCAGCAGGAGAAGAACAGGAGGAGUGGCAACGGUAUUUUUUUACAUACGAGGAAACGCAAGAAAAGGGAUUCCAGUGUUUUGAGCAGGAAGACCAUGUCUGUUUUGUGAAAGGAUUUGAAGACUGGUGCGAAAGCAGCAGCAGCAGUAGUUGUAGUAGCAGCAACAAUAAUAAUAAUAGUGAGCCGUAAAUAAAGAAAAGCCCUAGUAUCAAGGGAAAAGGAAG